Messenger RNA from Gregarina niphandrodes, 732 nucleotides. RefSeq names its product putative Mg2+ transporter. Gene Ontology annotation, molecular function: magnesium ion transmembrane transporter activity. NCBI's taxonomy places the organism in Eukaryota, Apicomplexa, Conoidasida, Eugregarinorida, Gregarinidae. The transcript has a single exon. Bases 1 to 732 code for a protein of 243 amino acids. The record is from RefSeq and is a predicted model, not a curated record. Gene Ontology annotation, biological process: magnesium ion transport.
AUGUUGUUUGUAGCAACGGGUGGAGCGGCGGUGGUGCCCCCGACCCGGGCUGACUCGGUGCCCACGUUUGUACAGUUUCCGUUGGAGUGCGGCGUGUUGGAGAUAUUGUUGAGCACGGCGGUUGGAAUGAUGGCUGCGGAGUUGGAGGAGAUGGAUCGUACAGUGGAGGCCUUCAAUGUGGCUUGUCUCGAGCAUCAUCCGAAGCCGCGAACACUGCACGAUCUGCAUGAGUUGAAGGAGCCGGUAGAUGGCUUUAUGGACCGGCUGGCGAACACGGGAAAGGUGUUGGAGCAACUGCUGAAUAGCAGUGAAGAUAUGCGUGGCAUGGAACUCACUCGUCUUUAUUACUCCCUUUUACCGGAUGAGGCCACCGAGCGUGAUGAAGAUGACUACAACCCCAAUCUCGAAAUCAUGUUUGAAUACUUCGAUCAGGAACUCGAUCAAAUGACACAACGAGCCUCCAAGGUGCAGCGCGUACUCGCUAACGCAGAGCGACACAUCAACUUGAAACUUUCGCUCAUGCGCUCCAAGUUCCACAUCUUCGAUAUCAUCAGUGGCAUCCUAGGCGUAGGCAUCGCCGCAGGCAACGGUAUCAGCGGCAUCUUCGGAAUGAACCUGCGCUCCGACCUCGAAAACUCCAAAACCUCCUUCCUCCUCUCCGUCUCUGCCAUCGUACUCCUCGCCGCCACCAGUGUACUCAUUGCCUGGUACUUCCGCGCUCGCUACGUCUGA